GAAGGGAAACUUUUCUUAGAACUGCAGCACAGCAGCUGCCAUGGCCCUGGCAAAUCCACUGGAAAAGCUUCACGAAGAGGCUGUCUGUUCUAUCUGUCUGGAGUAUAUGAGUGACCCGGUAAGCAUAGACUGUGGACACAAUUUCUGCCAAGUGUGCAUUGCCAAGUACUGCCAGGAGAAAGGGCUCCAUGCAGAUGGGCCCUUUACCUGCCCUCAGUGCCGGGAGGCAUUUCAUAAGGGCAGCUUCAGGCCAAACAAGCAGCUGGCCAACAUUGUGGAAAGCAUCCAGCAGCUGGAGCAGAGGACGGGCAAGGAGCAGGUUGGGGCUCUGUGUGGAAAGCAUGAGGAACGGCUCAAGCUCUUCUGUGAGGAGGAUGGGGAAGCCAUCUGUGUGGUUUGCAGGGAGUCUGUGCAACAUCGGCCACACACCGUCUACCCCAUUGAAGAGGCUGCCCAGGUGUAUAAGAUUAAACUGCAGAAAUCUUUGGAUCAUUUGUCAAAAGAGGUGGAUGAAGUUAAAAAAUCCGAGUCAUUGGAAAGGAUGAAAGCUCAGAAAUGCAAGGCAGGAGAUAGUUAAGAAUAAGCGUGAGAAGAUCGUGACCGAGUUUGGGAAACUGCAUCAGCUGCUGGCUGAAGAGGAGAAGCUG
Messenger RNA from Alligator mississippiensis (American alligator), 647 nucleotides. RefSeq names its product E3 ubiquitin-protein ligase TRIM41. The transcript is spliced from 3 exons. NCBI's taxonomy places the organism in Eukaryota, Metazoa, Chordata, Crocodylia, Alligatoridae. The record is from RefSeq and is a predicted model, not a curated record. Gene Ontology annotation, molecular function: zinc ion binding. The coding region runs from base 41 to 577 and encodes 178 amino acids.